Messenger RNA from Cokeromyces recurvatus, 472 nucleotides. RefSeq names its product PHD finger-like domain-containing protein 5A. The transcript is spliced from 3 exons. Lineage: Eukaryota; Fungi; Mucoromycota; Mucoromycetes; Mucorales; Mucoraceae. Bases 107 to 439 code for a protein of 110 amino acids. Gene Ontology annotation, cellular component: U2 snRNP; precatalytic spliceosome; catalytic step 2 spliceosome. The record is from RefSeq and is a predicted model, not a curated record. Gene Ontology annotation, biological process: mRNA splicing, via spliceosome.
AGCUAAAAAUCAUAUUUUUUUUUAAAAAAAUAAAAUAAAUAAAUAAAUAAAUAAAAUGCACAGUUAUUAUUUUAUUUUAUUUUAGUUUCUUUUAACAUUAUUUAUAAUGGCGAAGCAUCAUCCUGAUUUGAUCUUUUGCCGUAAACAACCAGGCAUUGCUAUUGGGCGACUUUGCGAGAAAUGUGAUGGUCGUUGUGUUAUUUGCGAUUCCUACGUUCGUCCAGCAACUAUUGUUCGUAUUUGUGAUGAAUGUAAUUUUGGUUCUUUUCAAGGUCGUUGUGUUGUUUGUGGAGGACCAGGAGUAUCAGAUGCCUAUUAUUGUGUAGGCUGUACGCGAUUAGAAAAGGAUCGUGAAGGUUGUCCAAAGAUCAUCAACUUGGGUUCUUCUAAAACUGACUUGUUUUAUGAACGGAAAAAAUUCGGAUUCAAAAAAAGAUAAUUGUUGGUUUUUUUUCUUUUUUUUUUCCUUUCU